Molecule: messenger RNA, 318 nt
Organism: Drosophila subpulchrella
Lineage: Eukaryota; Metazoa; Arthropoda; Insecta; Diptera; Drosophilidae
Exons: 2
Coding region: 1-318 (105 amino acids)
Source: RefSeq, a predicted model, not a curated record
AUGUUUCUUUUUUAUAUCUAUUUGCAGACAAAGAAAAUAUCAAAAAUUAUUGGGAGCGAACCGCUGUCAAAGCGGUUCAAACUUAUUAUAGCAGAAGAUAUUAUCAAUGACUACAAUUUGGACGGGUCCAACGGGAAAAAGUCCCUCAGAUGCCGUAUAGGGUUAUACGGAGUUCUUAAAGGAGCGUUGGCCAAGGACUCCGAGGACCCGGACAAAUCUUUAAGAAAGGCAAUGACUAAUGUUAAAAAUAAACUUACGAAGCAAAAACACAGAAAUAAUAACUGUACAAUUUUUGAAAAUCUAAACAAUACUGUAUAA